UUGACAAAUCAGUUGCAAAACGCUUGUGAAACUCAAUCUCAAUGGAAGGCGAUAACGUUUCGAAUUUCAGCGCGGAUGGCGGGCAGGACAACGUCGGGCUGCCCAGGAUUGUGAUGGUCACAGAGGGUUCCGAUACUUCCGCAUCCUCCCCCUCCUCGACAUCCUCCGAGGAGGACAACUGGGCCGACCUCAUCAAGUCCUCAGACAUCCCGCCAGAAUACUGGCACAUCCAAAAGCUGGUGAAAUACAUGAAAGCCGGCAACCAGACCGCAACCAUGGUAGCCUUGUCAUGCCUUAAGGACUAUGAUCUAACGAUUGAGGUUAACCAGCGAGCGAUACAGGAGAUUGGAGGACUGGAACUACUCGUUAACUUGCUGGAGACGAGAGAUCUAUGCUGUAUUUUAGGUAGCUUAGCUGUCUUAAAGGAUAUCACUCCAAAUAUAGAUAUUAGGAAGAAGGUAACAGAUUUGGGAGCUAUACCGCUCCUGGUGGGACUCCUGUCGGAUCCGGCGAGAGAUGUGCAAAUUCUGGCUGCAGAAACCGUUGCGAAUUUGGGCCGGAUACGCAAAAGCAGAAAGUUUUGUCGAAAGUUUGGUGGGAUCCCGAAACUGAUCGACUUGUUGGACAUUAAGGAGAGAUAUCUCAUCACACCCAGAGAAGAACUGACCCUAGAUGAGCUUCAAUUCUUGGACAUAGCGCGGGCUGGUGCAAAGGCGUUAUGGUCCAUGUCAUACUCCCAAAGGAACAGGGAGGCUAUGAGGAAAUUUGGCAUGAUUCCAUUGAUCGCGAGGGUGUUGAAGACCAUACAUUUGGACGUGGCGGUGCCAGCGUUUGGCCUGUUGCAGAUGUGUGCCAACGAAACGUCAUUCCAACUGGCUAUUCAGACGGAGAAGAUGGUGCCGGAUUUGAUCAAGCACUUGGGGAAUGAAGACAAGGAUUUAAAGACGCACUGCAGCCUGGCCAUCUACAAAUGUGCCAGCGAUCCCGUCACCAGAGAAAUGAUUCGUGACGCUGGAGGCUUGGAGCUGCUGGUAAAAGCAGCUGCUGAUGACACUAACAGACCCAACAAACCCCUCCUAGCUGCCGUCACGGGGGCGCUGUGGAAGUGCGCCAACAGUGAGAUCAGCGUGAAGAAGCUGGACCAGCUCGAAGCGGUGCCCAUUUUGAUAAAGCUUCUGGAUGAUGAGAACGAUAAUGUCCUUACGAAUGCAGCGGGCGCGCUAGCGGAGUGCGCGAAGCUGCCGCCUAAUAGAGAUAAGAUAAGGAUCAACGGCGGUAUACCUAUGUUGGUACACCACCUGAGCAACACCCACAAACCGCUUCUAGAAAACGUACCACUGGUCCUAAUGGAAUGUGCGAAAGACGAGAAAUGCAUGAGCGAGAUAGAUGAGUUAGACGGGGUUCGGCUCAUCUGGUCUUUGCUGAAGAACGACUCGAAGAAAGUCCAGACGAAUGCUGCUCUAGCCCUAAGCCCCUGUGUCCAAAACGCCACGGAUUCUGGUGAAAUGGUCCGAUCUUUUGUUGGGGCGUUGGAACUGACGGUGGAUCUUCUGGACUCGGAUGACCACAAUGUCCUGUCUGCCGUGUGUGCAGCUAUUGCUACAAUAGCGAGGGAUCGGGAGAACCUGGCUGUUAUAUCGGAUCACGGCGUCGUGGCAAAACUGUCAAAGCUCGUUUCCACCACGGACGAUCACCUGCGCGCGAGCCUCGGCGUCGCUAUAGCCUACUGCUGCGACUGGGCGCAGAACCGCCAGGAGUUCGGCAAGAGGGGGGCGAUCACCCCCCUCGUCAACUACAUGACCUCACGUGACCCCAUAGUGCACAGGGCCACGGCACUCGCGCUCUAUCAUCUGUCGUUCUACUCCAUCAACUGCGUUACCAUGCAUGCGGCAGGUGUGGUCCAAUUUCUGCUGGAGACGAUAGGAUCCAAGGACCCCGUACUGCAGGAGGCGUCAGCAGGCUGCCUGUGUAACAUUCGUAAACUCGCCCUCGCCACAGAGAAGAUCAAACUUAAACAAUAAACUAUA
Molecule: messenger RNA, 2027 nt
Organism: Aricia agestis (brown argus)
Lineage: Eukaryota; Metazoa; Arthropoda; Insecta; Lepidoptera; Lycaenidae
Gene: gudu
Product: armadillo repeat-containing protein gudu
Exons: 6
Coding region: 42-2021 (659 amino acids)
Molecular function (GO): protein binding
Source: RefSeq, a predicted model, not a curated record